Exophiala spinifera is the source of this 2166-nucleotide messenger RNA. RefSeq lists its product as uncharacterized. Lineage: Eukaryota; Fungi; Ascomycota; Eurotiomycetes; Chaetothyriales; Herpotrichiellaceae. Gene Ontology annotation, molecular function: DNA binding; zinc ion binding; DNA-binding transcription factor activity, RNA polymerase II-specific. Gene Ontology annotation, biological process: regulation of DNA-templated transcription; DNA-templated transcription. The coding region runs from base 1 to 2166 and encodes 721 amino acids. The transcript has a single exon. The record is from RefSeq and is a predicted model, not a curated record.
AUGGACUCUCCUCCAGGGACGAGUAGCACCAGUUCGGCUCCUACAGCAAAGGUGUCCACCAGACGCAACGGCCUCAGCAGACGGUCGCCGCGAGCAUGCGAGUCUUGUCGCGCGAGAAAGGUCAGAUGCGACGUCACGAAGACAAAAUCACCGUGCACCAACUGCAGACUGGACAACAAGACGUGUGUGUUGCCCGUGAGCAAGCGGCGGCAUGCAGGGGACCGUGUCCUGUGUCCGUCGUUGCUCCUCGAAGCAAGCAAAAACGGCAAACAGAGCCCUAUUUGUGAUGUGGUAAUUGAUUUCGACGAUGUCCGGCCAGCUACGGGGACACGAAAGUAUUCGAUCCAGGACUCUCGCGGCAGGGGAACAACAACUCUGGCAGACAAGCUCACUCUCUCGCCCAAGGAUCUCGGGACACUACCGAUAAUCGACUUCUUCACUCCGCCCGACAGCAAAAGCCAGAGCUCGAAACCAGACCCAGGGGCAUCGUAUCCUUCGCCUACAUCUACCGUCGCCAGUGACCCGUGGCAGACUGCUCUCCCUGCCUAUAUCACACCGGUGUCCAGAGACAUUCCUCCAGACGACCUCGACUUCCUCCGCAGCAAAGGGGCUUUUGAGAUCCCAGACGCCCCAACCCGAGACUUGCUGCUCCAGGCAUAUAUGCAAUGGGUCCACCCAUUCACGCCCAUGCUUGAUCUUGAGGGAAUCUUGACUGCAGUAUUCAGCAAUGGCAGGAAACGCACAGUCAGCCUCCUCGUCUUUCAGUCCUUACUCUUUGCCGCAACAGCGUACCUUGGCAAUAGUCUGGAAGAAGGUAGCCGGAGGUCGGUCAGAAAAUCGUGUUUCAAUCGCGCCAGACUCCUGUAUGACUUUGACGUCGAGUCAGACCGCUUGGCCAUCGUUCAAUCUGCCAUCCUGCUCAGCUUCUGGGACGGUGAUUCAGGUACACUGAGAGACAGCUAUCAUUGGAUCGGGGUCGCAACAAUGCACGCCGGCAGUCUCGGUUGGGACUCGAAUCUAGAUCUCACGCCGUCGCCCUCAGCUUUCUCGGUCACGACAAAACUUACCUGGUGGUCGCUCCUGAUUAGAGAUCGUCUGAUGGCGGUGACACUGAGGAGACCGGUGCAGUUCAAGCCUCCUGUAACGAGGAUGCCAUCGCUUGAGAUCCAAGACUUUAGGUCAGAGUCACUGCAUCAAACUAUAAAAGAGACUUCACUCAUUCAGGGUGCGAACCCUGGAGAUUGUGAGAUUCUGGCAGAAUGCUGCAUUGCCUUGGCACAACUCGCCUUGCAUAUUGAUAAAGUAUUAUCGUCACACUACGAACCUCAAAGGACCCAAGGUGCCUCCGGAAAACGACCGUCCACAAUCUCGCUGAUCCCUUGCACCGGCGAGCUAACGGAUCGCGAGAUCAACAUCUGCGGAGAUGAGCUGCAACGAUGGUUCCGGCGAUUGCCACUCAGCGUGCUCUCAGAUCAAUCCCAGGGGGUGUCCCCUGGCGCAGCCAACGAGUGCAGGGUCGUCAGGGUGCACCAGGCAUUGUUAAUGGGAUAUUAUUGCAUGACGCUCAUGACAAUAUAUAGACCCCUGACCAACCCAUCAAGCCGAGGUCAAACAAGCGCAGAAUUGACGGCCUCGUCGGCGCGAAUAGUGUGUCAAGCAGCAAAGUCAAUCACAGAUAUCUUCAGGAAUCUGUACGCCGAGGAUCUGGUGCAGGUUUUACCAGAAACUGCCAUUGCAGCCUUGGAGCCCACCGCAGUCACUCAUCUUCUGUACAGCAUGUCACAAGAUGCCAUGGUUCGAGAAAUUAGCUUUCAGAACUUUUACCUUUGCUGGCGGAUUCUGCUAGAGUUUGCAAAGACAUAUCGGCUUGCGGACACCACAAUCGCCAUGUUGAAUGCGGCAGCACACCGAUUGAAGGAGGAUGCCAAACAACCCAUGAUGGAGGCAGCUGGUAGUCCCAUGCCGGUUUCGAUCAAUGUACUCGACAGUUCUGCGUCAGACACGUCGCCAGCGAUGGCAGAGGUGGGCUCAGGAAUGGAAGACAGCGGGCAACAACAGCCUCACGAAUGGGAUCAUACCAGCGGUGUCAUGACGCCUAUCCCUGAUCUAGUAUUGGAUGACUUGGAUCAACUCUUGCAGUGGGAUACGAUGGAACUAAAUUGGUAG